AUGAUGUCUAUUAGAAAACAGUUCGAACACCUCAAAAUACAAUUAGAAGCUAUAAUAUCAACAACCAACAACUUUUCUGAAGAUAAAUGCAUCGGAAAAGGAGGAUUUGGGAAAGUCUACAAGGGCGAACUCGUCCAUUCGAAGGGCCAUGCCACCGUUGCCUUAAAACGUUUAGAUCGUGCAUUUGGGCAAGGAGAUCCUGAAUUCUGGAAAGAAAUCAUUAUGCUUUCCCUUUACAGACAUGAAAACAUCAUCUCCCUCUUAGGAUUUUGUGAUGAGAGUGGUGAGAAGAUCGUAGUGUACGAAUAUGCAUCAAACAGAAGUCUUGACUUACACCUCAAUAGCAAUGAUCUAAAAUGGGUUCGACGCCUUAAUAUAUGCAUAGGGGUGGCUUGUGGAUUAGCAUAUCUUCAUGAUCCUGCUGGGAGCCAACAAAGAGUAUUACACCGGGAUAUUAAAAGUUCCAACAUAUUACUAGAUGAAAAUUGGAACGCCAAGAUCUCAGAUUUGGGUCUAUCCAAAUUUGGUCCAGCUAAUCAGCAUUAUACAUUUAUAGUCUCCCGUGCUGUAGGUACGUUUGGGUAUUGUGAUCCGUUGUAUGUAGAAACGGGGUUACUAACAAAGGAGUCUGAUGUAUAUUCAUUUGGCGUGGUGAUGUUUGAAGUUUUGUGUGGGAGGUUGUGUAUUGACAACAAGGGUAUGCAUCAACCUUUUACUGAAUUGGUACGAAAGUGUUACAAAAAGAAUAACCUAAGUGGAAUUAUCUUUGGUAAUGUAAAGGAUGAAAUAAAUCCUUGUUCGUUGAAGGCAUUUGCAACAAUUGCUUAUAGAUGUUUGAAAAGGAACCGUGAAAAACGACCACUAACGAACGAGGUUGUGAGAAUACUUGAAACUGCUAUGAAGUAUCAAGUUCCACCUCCACCACCACCUCCACUUCCACCUGCACGUUCAAAGAACUAUAAUGUAUCACUGCCACCUCCUCCUCCGGACAACUCUAGUGUGCCACUACCACCUCCACAUUCUGGUGUAAGUUCUUCAGCUUCUAUAAAUCAAAGACCUUUAAAGCCCCUCCAAUUGAUGAAAACCAAUGCAAAGGAAGGAAGUUUAUGGAAUGUGUCUCAAAAACACGGGAACCAAUCAAGGGCUCCUGAAAUUGAUAUAACGGAGCUUGAGAGUUUGUUUUCAACUGCUUCAAUGUCAACAGGCGCACACAAGAAUCUAGGUCAACCAAGUUCCGAAAAGCUAAAACCAGAAAACAUUUGUUUGAUUAAACCGUUGAGAGCAAGUGCUUGGGAAAUCAUACUUGGGAAAAUAAAUCUACCCCUACAUGAUAUUAUUAAAGCCAUUCUUUCGUUGAACUCUUUUGCUAUGAAUGUUCAUCAAGUUUAUAAUCUUAUCGAGUUUUGUCCUACAAAAGAAGAAAUGGAGAUAGUAAAGAGCUAUACUGGAUACAAGAAAAUGCUUGGACAAUGUGAACAGUUCUUUUUGGAAUGUGCGAAGAUACCAAGAAUAAAGCCAAAACUACGAGUAUUUGCGUUCACAAUUACUUUUAGCAGUCAGGUUAACAAUUUGAGUGAAAACCUGAGUACAAUCAAAGACGCUACUAAAGAGAUUAUGGAAUCCACAAAGCUGGUGAAGAUAAUGCAGAUAAUUUUCACUAUGGGGAAUAAAUUAAACAAAGGAUCCAAUGGAGGUUUUAGAUUAGACAAUUUUCGGGAUUUGGGAUAUACAUAUGCAACGGAUAAGAAGAUCACUCUCUUGCAUUAUCUAUGCAAGGUGGUUGCUGAGCAAACACCAGAGUUAUUGGAUUUUGACAAGGAUCUUAUUCACUUACAAUCUGCCUCCAUGAUACAAAUUAAAAGUUUGCAUGAGGACAAGUAUGCAAUAAUCAACGGUUUCAAGAAGGCUCAAAAUGAAUUUGAUGCUUCGGAUAAUGAUGGUGAUGUGUCAGCUCGAUUCCGAGAGGCCUUGAAGAGCUUUCUUGAUAGUGCUGAUGAUCAACUCCCACCUCUUACGUCUUCGUUUAAUGAAGUGGCUCAGUAUGCAGACUCACUUGCGGUAUAUUUCGGGGAGGAUCCCAGUCGGGUUCCUUGGGAGCAAGUUAUAACUUCUCUGGUGCGUUUUAUUGUGAAAUUUAAGAAGGCACACAAUGAGAAUAUACAGUGGGAAGAUUCUGAAAUGAAAAAAUUGGAGAAAGUUGUUAAAGAAGAGGGAAGCAGCAGUUAAUAUUGUAUUAAAAGAAAGGCUAAAUGCAUGAAAAACAAUGUAGUUCAUAAUUUUAUUAGUUUGUGUAUUAUUGCAUC
Lactuca saligna is the source of this 2303-nucleotide messenger RNA. NCBI's taxonomy places the organism in Eukaryota, Viridiplantae, Streptophyta, Magnoliopsida, Asterales, Asteraceae. The record is from the annotation of a GenBank genome assembly.